CUGACAGGGUUGCUGUUCGGAGAGAGAGAGAAAAAAACUUUGUGUGGCUUGUGCUCUCGGUGUUUUCUGUUUUUCUUUUUUUGGUUUUGUCUUGCCUGUCUUGGGGAGAGAGAAGAGGAGCGAUGGGGGUUGGGGUGAGACCAUGGAAAUGGGAAACUGCCCAUUGAUUCUCAGCUGUGCUGGUUACUGCAAUGAAUGGCAACACUAUCCAACAAGGGACUACCGCACCUUCUGUCACGCAGCCUCGCGGCUGGAAGGAGUUCUGCGAGUUGCAUGCCGUUGCCACGGCCCGGGAACUAGCCAAGCACUACCGGCGCUUCGUCAGAGAGCGCCCGCACCACGAUGUGGUCCCGCCCGACAGCUUCUCCAAGCAGUUCAGCGACCUGUUCCAGCAGCACUUCUGCAGCGAGGUGGCCGGAGAGGGCCCUCCCCCGCCCCUGCCCCCGCCCAUGACGGGCCGCCUCCGCAUCACGUCCUUCUCGGGGGCGCUGGACUACCGGGACGCGGUGAGGCCGUGCCCCCAGCCGGUGAUCGCCGCGCUCGCCCCCAAGGCCGACCCGCUGGCCGGCGGCGCCCCGCCGCCCCGGGAGCAGGAGCGGCCGCUGCGGCGCUCCUCCGCCGACACUACGUGCCCCGCCCGCAGCCGGAGCCAGGAGGAGGUGUCCGCCGACCCCCGCCCUGCCGCCGAACGGUACAGACCCCCUUCGCCUCUCUUCCCCGCCGGCCCCGACGUCACGCACUUCUCCGUCAGCCGCAUCCACCGCAGCGUGUGGCGCCUCCUGAAGAAGCAGCCCAGGCCGCCGCCCGACGGCCCGGCGGACCCCAAGGACAGGGGAGGCGCCGCGGGGGCCGCGGAGGCGGCGUCCGCCACACCGCCCGCCACCCCGCCCUCAGCCACGCCCCCGGCCUCCCCGGCGCCGGCGGGCCGCUGGUUUGACAGGUUCACCAGCAGGUUCCGCACGCAGAGCGGGAGGCGGAGGGGGGAGGCCCGGGGCAGCUGCAAGGAAGGCCACCUGAAGUACCUGCUGGUGGACGACACUAUCUCAGACACGCAGCCACGCUGGCAGCGCUGCAGGCUGCUGGUGCGGAGGGCACGAGAGGGGCUCGGGGGAGAGGGCUACCAGCUGGAGCUCUUCGACCCACCAAAGGGUUCUAGUCCCAAGCUGACGGCACGGUGCUCUGACAUCUUGGAAAUUCGCCGCUGUAACCGCCUGGAGAUGCCCGACAACAUGAACACAUUUGUUUUAAAGGUUAAUCACUAUCCGGGUAGUUUUAUAUUUGAGACAGACAAUGACCAGCAGGUCAGCUCCUGGACGACGGAGAUCAAAGAAUGUAUCAACAAUGGGUCGGACAGCGCGGAUACGGAGCUGCUAACCUCCCCCCUGGGUGAAGCCGUGGCCGGCGCGAGGAGAGGGAGCUCGGAGUCCACGGGUCACGGGUCUCCACACUUUACCCCAUCGGAGCAGGUGUACCACAAGACGGAUCACUUCCUGUCCUCCUACCCCUGGUUCCACGGGCCCAUCUCGCGGGUGAAGGCCGCCCACCUGGUGCAGACCUCGGGCCCCGAGGGCCACGGCGUGUUUUUGGUGCGGCAGAGCGAGACGCGGAGGGGUGACUACGUGCUCACCUUCAACUUCCAGGGAAAGGCCAAGCACCUGCGUCUCUCCCUGACGGAGUGGGGCCAGUGCCGGGUGCAGCACCUGCGCUUCGCCUCCGUCAUGGAAAUGCUGAGCCACUUCCGCCUGUCGCCCAUUCCGCUGGAGUGCGGCGCGGCCUGCGACGUCACGCUCUCCAGCUUCGUGGUGGCCGGCCCGGCCUCUUCAGGUCAGAGUGCUGCUAGCUCCGCAGUGCUUGUGCCCUUCUCUUUGCACCGCUGGAGUUCGGAGCCCAGCCUGGCCCACUGCAGUCCCAGCAGCUGCCCGCGCCUGCACCCCGCGGCCGGCCUCUCCCCAGGCACCAUCCCCCCGGCGGGCCAGCUCUUCCAGCGGGGUUCCCCUGUCCCGGAGCGCCCGGUCACAGAGGGCCUGCGGCGGAGCGAGUCGGUGGGCCGGCGGCCCCUGCAGCGGCACCCCAACCCCCACCCGCCCCUGCUCCCGCAGCGCGACUCAGACUACGAACUGGAGCCUCCAGACAGGGGGCGCAAGCGAGCCAUCGACAACCAGUACAUGUUUCUCUGAUGGCGCCCACCCCCUCCCCUGCCCUGCACUUAAGCGGCAGCGCAUGGGAGUAGACACAUUGACUUCAGACUCCAACCAGAGUCUCACCAUGAAUGUAUUUUACCAUUUCUACCAUUGUUAUGAUAAUAAUUAUUGUUGUUUUUAAAACAAGAAAAUGAUUUGUCGUUCUGAGGGACAUUGCUACUUGGGAGUGUAUGCCACUGGCAAAGGGCUGUUCUCAUGACAUUUAGUCCUCAGGUUGAAAAAGAGAAAAACGCUGACUCCCCCUUCCACUUUUUGCCUGUUCAACUGCCCUGAGAUGCAAAGAUACCCCCUGCCUUUUAAAUUGUGCUCAGUAACACCUGUCCUAAUGCAGAUACUAAUAUGUUGCAAAAUCGUCCGAGAAUAAGAUGUGCUUUAGAAACUUUGACACUGCCCUGGCAGGGAUGUCCUCAUAGGCUGCACCUGAGGCAAGCAGAGGGGUGAGUGAGCGAGUGAAGCUUGACCCAGAACAUCGACGAGCGCAAGAGGGGGACCAGAUGCCCUUCAACUCACACUGAAAACAGCACCGCAGUUCCAUCAACUCCAUGGGCCUUAUUCAUAAAGCAUUACCAUCAUCUUACCUUUCCACCUGUUUAUACAAAUAAAGUGGGAAAAUACCAACUCUUAGAUUUAAUAUAAUGUAGUUGGUUAUAGUAACCUAAUUCACAUUCCGAUGGCUUUCCAACUUUCAGAAGUGUGUUUUCAGGGCCACUGGUGCUAUUUUGGGCAAAUAUCAAAUAUUACCUUUUUUUAUUAAGAUCCAGUGGUGUUUUUUAAAUUAAUUUAUGAAGUCAAGAUUACAAAACAUCCCAAAAUAUCUGCAGUAUACCCCAAAGAAAAUGGUUGGAGAAUUCAUGGCGUUAAUGUUUUAUGAAGAAACCCCAGUAUGCAUCUUAACACAAUAGUUAAUUUAAGCUGUUCUUUUUUUUUCAAUAACUCACCUGUGUUUUUAAGUACAUUGUUCAAAUGUGGCUCUCACAUCCAUGCCCCAGCUGCUUUGUUUCUGUAUUAUUAAUACAGUUCUUGCAUGUCUCCUGUCUUGUUGCCACUUUAACACUAACUGUUGUUAAACCCCCAUAUCGUAGCCUUUCAGCGUUUUUUUUCUUUUUUUUUGAUGUUUUCUCUUAUCAUAGUAGGGUUUCCUGUUUUUAAGAAAUGCGCAGUAGCAUGUUGAUUUCCCUUCAGGAGGAAAUCCACCUGCUAUGAAGUGCCAUGUUACUUUUUCUACUUGUAUACACAACUAACCCACAAAAGAAAAAGAGCAACAAUGGUUUUACUUAACACUCCAGUUAGCCUUCAGAGAAAUGUUUUUUUUAAUGCUUCAGAGGAACCUAACACAAAAUAGGAGAGGAUAACAUAAAUGAUGAAAAAGUCUAUAAUGCAUUAGAUAAUUUAUUAUAUAAGGGAUCAAAAUCAUUUUUAAAGAUGAAAAUUUCUAUAAUUUCUGAAACACUCCUGACAUAUAUUUCCAUCACCUCACUUUUCUGAACAUAUUCAAAAGCUGUUAAUGUCAGAAAACAGCAAAGAAUUCCUGUUGUAUUACACUUGGGUCCAAAUCAUGUAUGUGCUCUGUAUUAAAUGGAAGGGAAACGGUAUUGACUGCCACUCCGUUAAUGCUGAGACUGCACUCGCUUCGCUGAAACCUCUUGCUUUGUCUUCAAACCUCAGGGUUAAUGUGGAACUUUGUGCAAUAUCUGCUGCAUUUCCAUAGCUGAUGGCUGUCAGUCUCAAACCACCACACUGAAAAUAGAAUGGUAGUUUAUGGGCGUAUGGUAUAUGCAAAGGCAAAUUUCCCACGAUACUUCCCCUUGCUUCAUUAAAUUAGCACAUUUUUUAACACGUUGCAAACUGUAUGUGUAUCACUACCUCGUUUACAGUGUUCCACUUCACCUAGGAUGGUGUUGAUAUUUGAACAGGGGCUCAGUUGUGAACAAUGACUAAAUUCUGUUUCUAAAUGUAUCAAAAUACAUUUGCUUUGUAACAACAUAUAGGAUGUAAGAUGAUUAUACACACACACACACCCAUAUGUAUUGCACACAUCCUUAUAUGUACAGGGUGUACAGAACCAUUCAUUUUUUUAUAUUGAAAUUCAAUACACUCCAUUAACUUUAUCUGCUCUGAAGCAAGUCAGCACCAACCGUAAAUGGACAUUGACUGACCCAUGAUUCCCCCCCCCCACAUAUAACCAAAAUAUAGACCAUGUCAGACAUAUUUAUAGUCCAUUCUUUUACAUACAACCAAAGCAAUUGGCUGUCAGUAGCUCAUAAUGUACACAAUGUUGAGGGAUUUUAUAUCUCCAUUAGAAUCCGUUAUAUAUUGGUCAAUGUAUUAAUUAUAUGUCCAUCAGUUUGCAGAAUUUCUCAGGUCAAAGCUCUACAAUCAUUAAAAAAGGGUAAUAUUGCAUGUACCCAUUUUUUGUUUGCCCAUGUCCCUCACAAGUCAACACAAUGAAUGUGUCUUCUCUAUACUGUCAAUUGUAUACUCUAUAUGCAUUAAGAGCACUGUAAAUCUUUCCAUUUCCCCCCUGCAAUUUUAACCACCCCCCAAUAGCUUGUCCUGUUUGAGAAGAAACCCUAAUGCAUAAA
Messenger RNA from Megalops cyprinoides (Indo-Pacific tarpon), 4783 nucleotides. RefSeq names its product SH2B adaptor protein 3 (gene sh2b3). The coding region runs from base 192 to 2177 and encodes 661 amino acids. Gene Ontology annotation, biological process: intracellular signal transduction. The record is from RefSeq and is a predicted model, not a curated record. The transcript has 8 exons. NCBI's taxonomy places the organism in Eukaryota, Metazoa, Chordata, Actinopteri, Elopiformes, Megalopidae. Gene Ontology annotation, molecular function: transmembrane receptor protein tyrosine kinase adaptor activity. Gene Ontology annotation, cellular component: plasma membrane.